GACGGGGAGGGUCGGUGGGUUUGUGCGCGAAGGUGCAGAUGUUGGCGGUUUGAUUGGAGAAGAAGAAGAAGGUGGCGGAGGUCUGCUCUUCAACUCAAGCACUUGACGCGAUAUUAAAGGUACUCUGCAAAAUUUCUGCAAAAAUGGCAAGCACUGGAGACAUACAAAUCAAGGAGCUGAACAAGCGGGCAUCAGGCCAAGCAUUUGAGGUCAUCCUGAGCCCCUCAACCCCGGAUGCUAAGGGGGAGUUUCCUUUGUCCCCCACUAAGAAAAAGGAAAUGUCACUGGAUGAGAUUAAGAGAAAACUAGAGGCUGCUGAAGAACGCCGCAAGAGCCACGAGGCUGAAAUCUUGAAACAUCUUGCUGAGAAACGAGAGCAUGAGAAGGAGGUCAUACAGAAGGCCAUAGAGGAGAACUGCAACUUCAUGAAGUCAGCGCAAGAGAAGCUCAAUCAGAAGAUGGAGGCAAACAAAGAGAACCACUCUGCACGGAUGGCGGCUCUCAGUGAGAAGUUCAAGGAGAAGGACAAGAAGCUUGAGGAAGUGAGGAAGAACAAGGAGGCGAUGAAAGAAACGCAGAGUUAAUUUGUUUACAAUCUGCAAAACAAUCAUUGCAUCUCCAAAGAUAAGCUGUAUUUUUGAUAACUGAAUGCUUCUGCGGUUCUUUAUUGCAUUAAUUCUGAAUAUGCUGGUAAAUCUGCUGUUAGAUUUCUGUUAGAAGUAGUGUAACUUUUCUAUUACUGUAGGUUUCUCUUUGGCAGCUCAGUACACUGUAUUUUCUAUAAGAGGCAUUUGCUUGUAAUAAAUUGGUCCUCGUACUUGUUCAUGCUGGAUGACAUCAUAUGCUGUUGUAAACUGUUGAUCAUGCUGUAACUUUGAAUCGACUGUAUGAUGCAGUACCAAGGUUUCUCCAAUAAAGUUUUUUUAUAUACAAUUUAA
Amphiprion ocellaris (clown anemonefish) is the source of this 938-nucleotide messenger RNA. RefSeq names its product stathmin 1b (gene stmn1b). Gene Ontology annotation, biological process: microtubule depolymerization; neuron projection development; regulation of microtubule polymerization or depolymerization. Lineage: Eukaryota; Metazoa; Chordata; Actinopteri; Pomacentridae. The transcript is spliced from 5 exons. The coding region runs from base 144 to 584 and encodes 146 amino acids. Gene Ontology annotation, cellular component: neuron projection; cytoplasm. The record is from RefSeq and is a predicted model, not a curated record. Gene Ontology annotation, molecular function: tubulin binding.